Messenger RNA from Kazachstania africana CBS 2517, 495 nucleotides. RefSeq names its product cytochrome c oxidase subunit IV (gene COX4). Gene Ontology annotation, biological process: mitochondrial electron transport, cytochrome c to oxygen. NCBI's taxonomy places the organism in Eukaryota, Fungi, Ascomycota, Saccharomycetes, Saccharomycetales, Saccharomycetaceae. Bases 1 to 495 code for a protein of 164 amino acids. The record is from RefSeq and is a predicted model, not a curated record. The transcript has a single exon. Gene Ontology annotation, cellular component: mitochondrial envelope.
AUGUUGACAAUACGCCAAGCUUCAUUGAAACUGUUUAGACCUGCAGUAAUGGUAAGGACGUUGCGUACGUCGUCGAUGUUAUAUCAGCAGAAAAAAGAAGUUACAAAAGAAGUGGAGACAGCAAGGAAGCUUGCUGACGUUAAUGGGCCCGAGACACUUGUUGGGCCAGGUGCUAAGGAAGGUACAGUCCCCACAGAUCUAGACCAAGCUACGGGGCUGGAAAGAUUGGAAUUAUUGGGUAAGCUGGAAGGUAUUGAUAUUUUCGACACAAAGCCUUUGGAUUCCUCGAGGAAAGGUACGAUGAAGGAUCCCAUUCUUGUCGACUCCUACGAUGACUAUCGUUACGUCGGUUGCACGGGGUCUCCAGCGGGUUCGCAUACGGUGAUGUGGCUGAAACCAACAGUUAACCAAGUAGCAAGAUGUUGGGAAUGCGGUUCUGUAUAUAAAUUGAACCCUGUGGGAGUAGAUUUAGGAGAAGAUGAGCAUCACCAUUGA